Molecule: messenger RNA, 214 nt
Organism: Racocetra fulgida
Lineage: Eukaryota; Fungi; Glomeromycota; Glomeromycetes; Diversisporales; Gigasporaceae
Source: the annotation of a GenBank genome assembly
UGAUUCAUCUGAAGAAACUUUUUCUUCACUUAGAACUUUAGAAGAAAUUCGUAAUGAAGCUGAUAAAUCAUCUAGUUUAAAAAAAGAUUUACAAAAUUCAAUAUCAAAUAUUCAAACACUUUUAAAUAUUCGAACUGAAUAUUUAAAACUUCAUGAUAAUACUUUUAUAACUAAAAAUCUUGCUACAGAUUUUGAUAUUGAUGAAUUGUUUAAA